Messenger RNA from Amaranthus tricolor (Joseph's coat), 1384 nucleotides. RefSeq names its product homocysteine S-methyltransferase 2. The record is from RefSeq and is a predicted model, not a curated record. Gene Ontology annotation, molecular function: zinc ion binding; S-adenosylmethionine-homocysteine S-methyltransferase activity. The transcript is spliced from 7 exons. NCBI's taxonomy places the organism in Eukaryota, Viridiplantae, Streptophyta, Magnoliopsida, Caryophyllales, Amaranthaceae. Gene Ontology annotation, biological process: S-methylmethionine cycle. Bases 108 to 1136 code for a protein of 342 amino acids.
CGAAGUUGUCACUUCUCCUGCUCUUCUCUUAUACGCAAUUUGUUUGCACUAGUUCAGCUGAAACCAACUUCAUUUUCAAUUUUCAGUGGAGAAAACCAGAAAGCCAAAUGAGAGAAAACCUAUCAUCGUCUUCCUCUUCAAUGUUUUCUAAAUUUCUUGCAGAUUGCGGUGGAAUCGCAAUCGUUGAUGGCGGAUUAGCGACGGAACUAGAGCGUCAUGGCGCUGAUCUUAAUGAUCCUCUUUGGAGCGCUAAAUGUCUUCUCACUUCUCCUCAUCUUGUUCGUCAGGUUCACCUUGAUUACCUUGAAGCAGGUUCUGAUAUUAUAAUCUCUGCAUCAUAUCAGGCGACCAUUCAGGGAUUUAGGGCUAAAGGGUUCUCUCUAGAAGAAAGUGAAGCCUUGCUAAGGAAAAGUGUUGAAAUAGCCUGUGAAGCACGUAACUUGUAUUAUGAAAAAUGUGGUAGAGCGUCAAUGGAAGAUAGAGAUGAUAGCAAGAUCCUAAAAUGUCGGCCCAUCUUAGUUGCAGCAUCAGUUGGGAGCUAUGGUGCUUAUUUGGCUGAUGGUUCUGAGUAUAGUGGGGACUAUGGUAAUACAGUGGAUCUAGAUUGCUUGAAAAAUUUUCAUCGGAGAAGAGUUCAGAUUUUGGCUGAAUCAGGCGCUGAUCUGAUUGCAUUUGAAACAAUUCCAAAUAAAUUAGAAGCACAGGCUUAUGCUGAACUCCUGGAAGAAGGAAAUGUAAACAUUACAGCUUGGUUUACUUUUAAUUCAAAAGAUGGGGAGCAUGUGGUCAGUGGUGAUUCCUUGCUCGAGUGUGCAUCAAUUGCCGAGGCAAGCAAUAAGGUUGUUGCAGUUGGAAUUAAUUGUACCCCUCCAAGGUUUAUCCAAGGAUUAAUUUUGUCAAUUAGAAAGGUGGCAACCAAACCAAUUAUCAUAUAUCCAAACAGUGGUGAGACCUAUGAUCCCAUCAUAAAGGAGUGGGUGCAAAAUUCAGGGGUUGCAGAUGAAGAUUUUGUGUCUUACGUGAAAAAUUGGUGGAAAGCAGGAGCUUCUUUAUUUGGCGGAUGCUGCAGAACUACCCCAAAGACGAUAAAUGGUAUUUACAGGACUUUCUCAGAGCGAUCAGCAUCUCCACGUUAACUACUUUCUGAUACUCAACUCUUGAGUUUUAUUUGACCAACUACAGAAUGUGUUUGAUGUCUUGUUUACUUUAGGCCCCUUCAUGUUUUCUGUAUAUAGUUUUUGGAGGUGUCUGCAAAAAGACCACCGUUGAAUACAAAACUAUAUAAACUUUGCAUAACUUCUGGAGAAGGGGAAAUCUUCAUCCUGUACUAAAUCUUCUAUCGUUUUCAAUCAAGUUAGAUCUUUCAUAAUCUUUCUAACUUAAA